AUGAAUUGGAAAUUUAUUUUAAUUAAUUUAAUUUUUUAUUUAAAUAUUUGCAAUUCUGUACAUAUCCCAACAAUUCUCGAUCAUUUGUCUUCUACAAAUGCUAGAGAAGAAUUUAUUCAAAAAAUGGAAACUGAAUUUAAAAAUCCGUUAAAUGUCCCAAUUGUUUUUCGAUUCCGAAUUGCUUUUCUUUCAUGUAUCUGGGAAGGGCCCCGCAUUAAUCCCAUUCGAUUUCGUAUCUUGCGUCAUGUGGUGAAUGAAGAUUCGCGAACGGCAUUAAUUGACAAAGAGAAUAAUGAUCUGGAUGGAAAAAUUCUGAACGUUAUUAACCGUAUUGCGAAUUAUAAAAUAUUAUAUAACAAAAGUCAGCAAGAAAAUAAAUUAACAGAGUUUGGAUUAAUGGAAACGAUUGAAGGGUUAUUGAAACAGUUGGUCCCAAUUUCCAAAGAAAACGAUCUGCCUUGGGAACAGGCUAAGGAUAAGGUUUACCAAUUAAUGAGAAUAAUUAAAGAUUUGGAGCAUGGCGAAAGAAAAUUUAGUACCAAAGUCACAAAAAAGAUUGGAUCAAUUUUGGUAAAAAUGAUACUGAAACUGGAAAUUACUGGUAAUAAUUUAAAUGAUAAGGAACCAAUUUAA
Molecule: messenger RNA, 633 nt
Organism: Meloidogyne enterolobii
Lineage: Eukaryota; Metazoa; Nematoda; Chromadorea; Rhabditida; Meloidogynidae
Source: the annotation of a GenBank genome assembly